Messenger RNA from Penaeus chinensis, 1252 nucleotides. RefSeq lists its product as uncharacterized. The record is from RefSeq and is a predicted model, not a curated record. Bases 1 to 1044 code for a protein of 347 amino acids. Gene Ontology annotation, molecular function: peptidase inhibitor activity. NCBI's taxonomy places the organism in Eukaryota, Metazoa, Arthropoda, Malacostraca, Decapoda, Penaeidae. The transcript is spliced from 7 exons. Gene Ontology annotation, cellular component: extracellular region.
AUGCCGCUUGGCGUCCGUUCCAGGAUAUCUAAAGCCUCCUCCUGGAAGAUUCGGCUGGUGCGAGGUGUGACGUCAGAGGUAAACAAAGACGCGUCUCGUCUUUACAACUGGAGUAAAAGAGUCAAGUGUAUUACGAACGCAAAAGCUGCUACUCUGAGUUCCGCCCUCGAGGAAAUGGACACCUGGCCAAAGAAACACCCGUACGGAACAUCACGAGGCACAGGACAUGACCUGCAACUUUCACGAUUGGUCGGAUACAUCCAGGCGAGGACGACCGGAAGAUCACGGUCGCGCGAUGAAGGUCCCAAACUCUGGCGGCUCAUUAUCACGAACGCUCACGUAUCUACACCAUUAUGUAGGAAACCCCUUGAUGGAAUUCCGCUGUGGUGCUGUAGGUCGCUCGAAGGUGACUUGAGUACAUCGAACGCCGUUCUGAGGUUCCUGCGGCAGGAGGAAGGAGGGGCGUGUCCUCUCCUGGAAAGGUAUAAAAUGAAAAGGACCGCGGGAAGGGAAACAGAAGCCGCCCGACGAAUUUCCAGUAGGAAUUCUUACGAUUUUUUCGGACAGAAGCGCUUGUUGAAAAUGCAUACGGGCCUGGUAUUAUGCGCCCUCGUGAGCCUGACGGCGGGGCAAACUAGGAUCGCCAGCAACCGAGGGUAUGGGUACACAGGAGGAUCCUCGGGCAGUUUCGGCGGCGGCCUGCUAUCUGGCGGCUUCGGGAGCGGAGGCUUUGGAAAUGCAGGUUUCGGUUCUGGAGGCUUCGGAGGUCUUUCGGGAGGGUACGCAGGCGGAGGGAGCAGUUCCUGCACGUACUGGUGCCGGACGCCGCUCAAUCAGUACUACUGCUGCGGAAACAGCGGCCAGAGCAGUAACAUAGUUGCAGUUCACCGCGGGAGAUGCCCUCAAGUACGGCCAUACUGCCCGGGCACUCGUGACGGGCCGCCGAGACCCUGCAGCAAUGAUGGCAACUGCAGCUGGCUGGACAAGUGCUGCUACGACACCUGUUUGGGCCAACACGUGUGCAAGCCAGCGCAGAACUAUUAGUGGUUGGCAUAGAUAAGGAUUCUUAAGAAUGGGAAUUACUUUGUAGAAGAAAAGGCAUUAUAAUGGUACUUUUUUGCUUACAAGAAAAAAAAUCUAAAUAUUAAUGAAAACUCGUAGAAACUGCACAUGCUAGUUCGACAUAUAUAGACUAUUGUUCAUUGAUACAUCAUUCUUUGCAAGUGAAUUAAAGUAAAUUACAGAACAAGUA